AUGACAUCAAUAAACAAUUUUGAUGGCAAUAGCAACAUAAAUGUGAUGCAACCAUCACCAAUAGCAAGCAACAACAAUCAAGACGACUAUGGUAAUGAUAUGAUGCGACCGUAUCGAAUAAUAUCAAGCAACAUCAGAGACGAUUAUCAGAGUCAAGAUGAUAACAACAUAAAUACGAUGCCACCGUAUCGAGUAAUAGCAAGCAACAACAAAGACAAUUACGAGAAUCAGAAUAUUAAUAAUAUCGAUACAACAACAACAACAAAUAUUGAUGAAAGUGAAAAUAGUGAAGAUGACAACCAAACAAUAACGAUGAUAAUGACAACACAACCUGUGGCAACAAAACGGUUUACAGCUGCAAAAACAGCCAUGAUCUUUUCCAUUAUUGUUAUAACUAUUUUGUUACUUCUUAUUCUAGCUGCUAAAUUUAUGGGAAUUUAUACUUAUUUAAACAAGAAACGACUACACAAGAUAAUACCAAAAAAAUUCAAAUGUUUUCAACGAAGAUCACGCCAUAGAAAUGAAUCCACAUCUGACAUGACACCACUCAGUGGCUACACAUUGUGUCAAUCUAAUGAAAUAUAA
Adineta steineri is the source of this 585-nucleotide messenger RNA. The record is from the annotation of a GenBank genome assembly. NCBI's taxonomy places the organism in Eukaryota, Metazoa, Rotifera, Eurotatoria, Adinetida, Adinetidae.